Molecule: messenger RNA, 1223 nt
Organism: Nannizzia gypsea CBS 118893
Lineage: Eukaryota; Fungi; Ascomycota; Eurotiomycetes; Onygenales; Arthrodermataceae
Exons: 1
Coding region: 90-1223 (377 amino acids)
Source: RefSeq, a predicted model, not a curated record
AAUAACCAUGGAAGGGCGCUGGUAGAAAGAGCAACAAGAAGAAGCAGAGAAGUGGACUAGACGACAUGACGACCUCGCCUAAGUCAAAGAUGGUUCAGACAGUGCUCAACUUCGGCUCCUCCCGCACCCAGGACAAGGAUACCCCCCAGAUCAUCAAAAAGGACCCUCAGAGCACCACCAGCCCUGGUGAUACCCUACUCCCUGACAGUGGGAUGGACUACGAGAUGGAGGACGAGAGCAGCAGCAAGCUCGACAGCCAGACCAGCAUUGCAUCAACCGACUGGCCGGCCUCCCAGGUGGGAUCAGAAGUAACACUAGGAAAACCAUCACCAGCUCAGGACGCCAUGCAAAGACGAAAGAUCCUUCGCUGUAUCGCUGGUGAGACAAGUACAUUCUUGCCUGGAAUACUAGAGAUGGCACCCUGGGCACCGCCAAAUGGAUACCUAUACUCUCCUAGUAAAAUUUCACAGCUGAAUCCAAUGUACUGUCCACGCUUCCACAACACGUCCAUCCGUGUGCACAACGCAGACUCACUCGACACUGCCAUUGCUCUAGCGAACUGUGCAAAGUUUGUUACUGUGAGAGAUAAAAAGCCAGUUUGUGUUUUGAACAUGGCGAAUGCAUUCCAUGCUGGAGGAGGGUGGAAGAACGGUGCCUUGGCGCAGGAAGAAACACUCUGCUACCGAACCAGUCUCAGCUUCACGCUUAAGCUACGAUAUUAUCCUCUUAAGGACCUACAGGCAAUAUACUCGCCUACAGUGCUCGUUAUACGCAGGAGUAUAGAUGAUGGACAUGGCCUUUUAUCACUGAAUAAACCCGAGAAGCUGCCCGUUGUGAGCGUCGUUAGCAUAGCGGCGAUAUGUGAGCCCGAGUUAGCAACUAAGAAGAUACCGAUUCCCAACUCAUCGGAUAUGCACAUCAAGGAGGUCUUUAAAAAUGUUGCCGAUAGAGACCUGACCAAAGAAAAGAUACGUAUGGCCCUACGCACAGCUGCAUAUAACGGUCAUCGAAGACUAGUGUUGGGUGCGUUGGGCUGCGGGGCAUUUUUAAAUCCGCGUGAGGACGUUGCAGAUUGUUUUGCUGAGGUAUUUAGUGAAGUUGAAUUCAUUGGUGGGUGGUGGGAGAGCGUUAUAUUUGCUGUUAUGGAUGAUCUGGAUGAGGGGGAAGAUGGGGAUGGGAACUACGGUGUCUUUUAUAGAAAGCUUCAUGGUAUGAUGGUAUGA